Molecule: messenger RNA, 1314 nt
Organism: Saccharomycopsis crataegensis
Lineage: Eukaryota; Fungi; Ascomycota; Saccharomycetes; Ascoideales; Saccharomycopsidaceae
Exons: 1
Coding region: 1-1314 (437 amino acids)
Source: RefSeq, a predicted model, not a curated record
AUGGACUCAGAUGAUGUCCCCCAGAUAACCAUCUCGCCGUACCUGGCGCUUUUGGAAAGACGAUUGUUUCUAUCGGCCCCCCAGAUGGCGUUGCCGGAGGUUCCCCAAACAAUAAUCUCCCAGGAUGAUGGUCCCCUGGCCAGGGAUUUGAAGUGUUUGAAGUACUUGUUGGCUAGUGCUGUUUUCAAUAAUAUCGAUAAUUCUGAUAAUAGCAAAACAUACUACAUUGCCGCAGCAUCUAUGGCCAAGAGAAUCUUACUAUCGACCAACCUAUCUCCCGAUGAUUAUGCGUCGAUUUACCAGCUUUGGGAGUCAAGGCUCACGAGUCUUGUGCUAUCCAAUGAGCCGCAAUGCGUAAACAUUGCAAAACAAGAGUCCAAAAAGCUAAGUAACCAUUUGUUCAAGUUGACGCAUGUUCUACACGGGGAGAAUCGCAAGAUAGGGUUUCCUGCCAAUAUCCCAUUGAGUCUUGAGUUGUUGAUAAUCAGAUUACGGACCAAUAGUCCGAGUACCUUAUCGUCAUCAGAAAUAUUCAGCCUAUUGUGGAUCUUGCGAGAGAAUGUCGCCAAGAAUAUCGAUAGUAAAGCGAUGGUUGAUUCGUCUACGGUAAUAAUCUAUCUAUUGAGUUUCAACAUCAGUGCCAAUUUGAUUGCUAAAAGGGACUAUCCAACCUUCCUCACUCAUAGCGAUUCAAUAAUCGAUAACUUAAAGUUGAAGUUCGAAACCAAGAAGGGCAACGAGUCGGGCUAUGCGUCGCUAAAAUUAGUGGACCAAAAAUUAUUCUCUGAUUAUUGUCUCUUGGCAUCAUUGGUAUCGCUAAUCCAAGGAAAUUUCUCAAAAUCCAAAUCUUAUACUGAAGAAUUGUUGGCAAUCAAUAAAGUUGAGACAUUAUCAAAUUUGCCAUCCAUCAAUGUUCUUGUAAAAGUUUUGAUGACCAUCGCUCCAAUAUUAGAUAACGAUGACCUCCUUAAUCUCAAGCCUUUAGAUAAGAUUCCAAAGAUUGAAUCCUGGGAAGACUUGGUUAAUCUCUACAAAGACACCCGAAUCACUGGACGGAUUUUGUGUCACUUUUGUGGGUUGAUCGAGCUAAACGUGAGAAAUGAUGGUGACUUUAUCGAUAUCUUCCGUAGUGGGAAAAGAAAGAAUGAUUUGAUAGUGAAAUUCGAUACUGCUUUAGGCAAAGAUACGGUUGAUGAAGGGGAUCCCAAGGAGCUGGUGAUUGAAGAUGUGGUCAAGGAUGACAGUAUCGAACAUGUAGAUAUAUUGAUAAAUUGCUGGAAGAUGAAUAUUGACAAGGUUUACGGGAUGGAAUGA